AAUGGUGAAAACGGAGCAGAUGAAAAGUGAAAGCAAGUGUUUAAAUUCCAACUAGCCAUCCGAAACGGCCUCACCAAUAUCUUCCAGACAGCUGCACUCAUGACCUCAUUUUGAUUAAACAAUAUCCUAGCUUCUUCCCUUUCCAUACUUUUUCUCCAGAUUCAUUGUUCUCAAGUCAAGCCAAUAUUUUCCGCCUUGUUUCUUGCUACAGUAGCUAGGCUUCUUCCUACUGCUACUGUAAACCCCAACUACGCUCAAGUCUGCUUGUGUCAAAAAAGCUUAGACGAAAAAUGGCUUCCCUGUUGAAAGAGCAACCUUCCAUGUCAACUCUUCUUGCUGCCUAUGCUUCCCUCUCAGCCAUGGCCAUGCUAAUCCGUACGAUUUUGAAUGAAAUGAUCCCAAAACCGGUGCAAAAGUAUAUCAAGUCAAAACUCUCUGACCUGAUAUCCAAUUACUUGUCCUCUAACUUCACCUUCAUCAUUGAGGAACGCUGGCAAGCUGUUUAUAAUGAAACAUUUCGGGCUAUUGAGGUCUACCUGCCUACCAGGAUCGGCCCUUCAACUGAUAAACUUCUUCUUGGCUCCAACGACCACAAUAACCCAACAGCGCCACCAAAACGAAACAUCCCUUCUGAUUGCAAGAUCAUCGAUGAAUUUGAGGGCAUCACCUUGGAGUGGACUCUGCAUGUACGAGAAUCGGAUAAGUACUAUAUCCCGGAUAAAAAAUGCUAUCACUUGACCUGCAAGAAAAGAGUUAGAGAAAUGGUUGAACAGAGGUAUUUUCCCCAUAUAGUAAAGAUGGCUCAAACAAUCUUGAGCAAGCGAGAAAAGCUCAACAUCUACACCUACAACCAAGAUCGUUGCAGGUGGGAAUCCGCAGUUUUCAAGCACCCGGCGAGAUUUGAGACUUUGGCUAUGGAGCCAGAGCUUAAGCAAUUCAUAAUGGAAGAUCUUGACUCAUUUGCAGCACGCAAGGAUUUCUUUAAAAACGUUGGCAGGGCUUGGAAACGUGGGUACCUUUUGUUUGGUCCUCCAGGGACAGGAAAAUCAUCACUGGUUGCGGCAAUUGCAAAUUAUAUGAGCUACAACGUAUAUGAUCUCCAGUUCCAAAGUGUUCGAAAUGACGCUGAUCUCAGGCGUAUACUCAUAUCCACCACAAACCGGUCUAUUCUGCUCAUUGAGGAUAUAGAUUGCAGCACAAAAAUUUCACAAGAUCAUGCCAAGGUUAAAGAUGACCGAGAGAAGGAAGGUGAAGAUGGGAAACUCGGUCGUACUUCCCCUGUUGACUCUGGGGCAACACUGUCAGGCCUAUUAAAUUUCAUUGAUGGUCUGUGGUCGAGCUGUGGGAAUGAAAGAAUCAUCAUCUUCACAACAAAUCACAAAGAGAAGUUAGACCCAGCUUUGUUGCGUCCAGGGCGCAUGGAUGUGCACAUUCCCAUGGGCUAUUGUACUCCUGCAGGAUUCAGAAAACUUGCAACUACUUAUCUUGGAAUUAAAGAUGACAAACUUUUUGGCUCCAUUGAUGAUCUGAUUAAGAAUAUUGAAGUUACUCCAGCUGAAGUGGCACAACAACUGAUGGUCAGAAGUGAUGACCCUAAAGCUGCACUCCAAUGUUUCACUGAAUUCCUUAACAUGAAAAAGGUUAAGGUUGGGGAAGAUGUCAUUCAAAAAGAGGAACCAAAGGAUGAAAAUGAAAAGGAUGAUGGAAAACAAAGCAGAAAGCAUGAUGAAAGUGAAUCUGGUUCAAUAUAUCUUACUUAGGUAUAUUAUGUAUUUUCAAACAACUGGUACUGUAGUCUAUUUUUCACCGAUCAAAUGAUGCCCAUCCAUGGAGGGUGGGGUUUACUUUUCCGAAGGAUAGAGUUUCACAUUAAAAAGUUUGGGUGUUUUCGUGAAUCUUGUCUCUGAUAGCAUUAGGCUUAUCCAAAUGAAUGGUUUUUACUUGUUUUGAUAAGAUGCACAAGGUAAAAAUGUCUUGUCCCAUACUCCCAACCAUGUUGUUUCCUAUGAGCAAAAAGUAUAGAGUUAUUUUGUUGCA
This is a messenger RNA of Durio zibethinus, 2037 nucleotides long. The record is from RefSeq and is a predicted model, not a curated record. Lineage: Eukaryota; Viridiplantae; Streptophyta; Magnoliopsida; Malvales; Malvaceae.